Messenger RNA from Phalacrocorax carbo (great cormorant), 971 nucleotides. NCBI's taxonomy places the organism in Eukaryota, Metazoa, Chordata, Aves, Suliformes, Phalacrocoracidae. The record is from RefSeq and is a predicted model, not a curated record.
GUAGGGGGUGUUCCUCCCCUCAGAACAGGCGGAAAAGGGAAGCUUUGGGCGGUGCGUUGCUUCCCCUUCCGCAGGCUGCCCCGCCCCGGGCUGCUGCGGAGCGGGGCCGCCGGGCAGUUUUCCUCAUGGCAAUGGACUGGUUCGGCUUUGGCUACGCCGCCCUGGUGGCAUCAGGAGGACUCAUUGGCUAUGCAAAAGCAGGUAGCGUCCCGUCGCUAGCUGCUGGCCUUUUCUUUGGGAGUUUGGCUGGGCUGGGUGCCUAUCAGCUCUCACAGAAUCCAAAUAACAUUUGGCUUUCUCUGGUUACAUCUGGAACACUGACUGCCAUCAUGGGAACAAGAUUUUACAACUCCAGAAAAUUCAUGCCUGCAGGGCUAAUCGCUGGUGUCAGUUUGCUAAUGGUUGGAAGAUUAGCACUGAAGAUGGCAGGAAAGCCCCACAAUAAGUAAUUGUUAAUUUUACAGUGCAGUAUCGGAAUAAGGAAACCUGAUAAUGGAUUUCAUGAAUGCAGAAGCAAGAAGAUGGAACUAUUUUCUAUAUCAAGGCAAUUUAUUUUCCUUUUUUCUAUGUAAAGGGGAGUAGAAUUAUGGGACAGAUUUUUUACAUACAAGGUACCGUUUAUUUCAAUGAUCUGGUAGAGCUAUUACUAUGAAGUGAGAAAUUGGUCCUGGGUUUGAUUUUUUUUCCAGACACAUUUCAGUUUUUAUAUUCCAAAAUAUACAUGUCAGCAUGACAUGUACGAAGCAGAGGGGACCUGUAAUUAAGAAAGUAUCCACAGAGGCACCAGCAGUAAUUGGCCAACUACAACAGUGUAUCUCAUACCAUUCAUACUAAGUAUUACAGUACGCUUUAGCAGUUGCAUUCUGAGUUGAUGUACCAUGUCUGUAUAACACCAAAACGAUCUUACCUUUGUAUUGUGAAAUGAUGCUAAAAUGUUGCUUUCUACAAUUAAAAUCUGUUACAAACCUUUA